Aegilops tauschii subsp. strangulata is the source of this 1212-nucleotide messenger RNA. Lineage: Eukaryota; Viridiplantae; Streptophyta; Magnoliopsida; Poales; Poaceae. The record is from RefSeq and is a predicted model, not a curated record.
UCCUGAUGAGUAAAAAUAAAACGAAUAAUGAGCGUAGCAUCAUAUUCGAGUCAAUUAAAUUAUGUGUACGAAGAAGCAAAAGUACCUGGUUAUUAAUUUUUCGUGUAAUAUUUGUAGACAUUUUUAUGAUAACUAUGUCCACAUCAGCAGCCGUCUCCGUCGCUGCCGCCGCCGCCGUCUCCUCCGCCGCCGCCGCCGUCGGACGCCUGCUUCCUCUUCUUCCUAGGACAAGCUCGCCAUCUCCCCCAAGGAAAAUAUAUAUGGACGCAAGUAGCAAAUUUAACUUGGUGCAAGCUGCAAGGGGAAGGAAAGUUGUGCUUGGAGCAAAAAUGGAUUCGCGGAAGAUUACCAAAAGGGAUUCUCCAAACGAUCUGAAAUCCAGAGCCCAAUGGAAUCUAGAACUUGAAAGGGCUUUGGUGGAGAUCCUUCUUGAGCACAAUACUCCUUAUCACCGAGGGGGGCAUGGAUGGAGUGGUGAAGUUUGGAAUAUGAUGGUUAGAAUAUUCCAUGCUAGACAUAGUUAUGUCAAAUUCUCAAAGUAUCAACUCCAAGAAAAGGAAAAGGAGAUAAAGAGAGAGUAUAAAAUGCUAAGGGAGGCGCGUAAACAAAGUGGAGUUGGUUGGGAUGAAAUGAGGUGCAUGAUACAAGCUGACGCGCAUCUUUGGGAUGAGCUGACGAUUUUAUUUGGUUCAAGGAUAAAUAAAUUCAAGUCCAAACCUUUUCCUCUCUUCAACCUAUUAGGAGAUCUCUAUGAUGUGCACAUUGUCGAGGGCCAUUAUAACUUCACAUCCACUUCUGAGCCAUCACAGAUUGCUGGUGUUGCACAUACUGAAACUGAGACAGAGGAAGUGAAUCGAAGAUUUUCUCAUCUUCUUGUUAAAUAGAGAAGUCAGCCUCCAGCCAUGGCUGAUCUGCAGAAGCCGCUUGUGCGACCAAAGAGGAAGAAAGUUUUAGUGGACUACCUGGUGCAGUUCUGAUGGAUCGAGACGAUGAUUUUGAGUGUUGCCAAUUCCUCAAAAUGAUAAAAAAAAUGAACUUCUGGCGUGAACUGCUAUGAUGAAUCGUUAUAAAUUGUUGUCACGAUUCUCUUUCUUUAGCCCAGAUGAUACAUUCUUGUUUUAUUUGAUUUAAAGUCUUGCAAAAUCAUCAUUAUUUUGCUAUGAUAACCUGCCAAACACCAUUUUUUUUAUUUUGUUGUGUUGUUGUGAUCAA